AUGUUUUUGCGAAACUUAGCACUACAUCAUGUUUCGCCUUCUAAGCACCAUUUGCAUUUUUGCCAUGCUCCAAAAUGGCUGGGCAAGCCCAAGGAACCUCCGAUCUGACGAAGUGACAGAGGAAUGCCGAAACACUUACAACAACGAGCUUAGCAACGACUUUUUAGAAGGCGUGUGGUACGAAGUCGCAAAAUACACUUUCUUCGGCGGCUUGGUGCCUUCCAUCUGGUGCACGAAUAACACAAUCUAUAAAGCUACUGAUGAGAGGCUAGCAGUUUUUGAAUCAGCAUACGGCGUUAAGAUACCACGUGAAGAGAACCCUGUGCUUAUUAACAACUCGAAUUAUGCGCUGAACCUGCUCAUUGGGCACCUCGAAGCUAAGGAUCAUUUUAUGCAGCCUGGGUUCGCUCUAGAGGAGACGGUGUGGAACUACAGGCGGUUAACGGACGACUACAUGAUGGUUUGGAGUUGCGCUCUGCGCGGUAGGACCAUCUGGUUACAUUCGCGUAUAAGAGAUGUGACUAAUCAGGAGAUAGCGGAGGUCACCACUGGCGUUCCUGAGUUGUCGCGUUUGGAGAUGCAAAGGUAUUGCGCGCCUUACUAAAUUGGAAAAGAAUGCACAUUAAAA
This is a messenger RNA of Cydia pomonella (codling moth), 628 nucleotides long. RefSeq lists its product as uncharacterized. Lineage: Eukaryota; Metazoa; Arthropoda; Insecta; Lepidoptera; Tortricidae. The transcript has a single exon. Bases 29 to 604 code for a protein of 191 amino acids. The record is from RefSeq and is a predicted model, not a curated record.